CUCGCCGGGAACCUGAAACCAGCCGCGUGAGUCGGUGACGCGGACUGCGCCUGCGCGCCUGGGGAGCGGGUGACCCGAGGAAGAGACUGGUGCGCCGCGGGGACCGGGCAGGGCGCCCUGUCGGAGUGCACUGCGCCGGACACUUCAAGCCCUGGAGGGACAGGAAAGCCAGAAAUGGACUUCGUGAGGCUUGCUCGACUGUUCUCCAGGGCCCGCCCCAUGGGACUGUUCAUCCUGCAACACCUGGACCCCUGUAGAGCCAGGUGGGCGGGAGGCAGGGAGGGGCUGAUGUGGCCAGUGUGGGCGCCCUUCAGCAGCUCCUCCUCUCAGCUGCCCCUUGGCCAGGAGCGCCAAGAGAACACAGGCAGCCUGGGCUCUGACCUGAGUCACUCCAACUCCACGGCCACACAGGAAGAAGACGAGGAGGAGGAGGAGAGUUUUGGGACCCUCUCUGACAAAUACACCUCCCGGAGACUAUUCCACAAAUCCACAGCCCAGUUCCAUAACCUGCGGUUCGGGGAACAGAGAGAUGAGCAAAGGGAACCGGAGCCCAAAUUAUGGCGAGGCCGGAGAAACACCCCGUACUGGUACUUCUUGCAGUGCAAACGCCUGAUCAAGGAAGGGAAGCUGGUCGAAGCCCUGGACCUGUUUGAGAGGCAGAUGCUGAAGGAGGAGCGAUUGCAGCCCAUGGAGAGCAACUACACAGUGCUGAUCGGGGGCUGCGGGCGGGUCGGCUACCUGAAGAAGGCCUUUAAGCUCUACAACCAGAUGAAAAAGCGGGACCUGGAGCCCUCGGACGCCACCUACACGGCCCUGUUCAACGUCUGUGCCGAGUCCCCCUGGAAGGACUCAGCUCUGCAGAGCGCCCUGAAGCUCCGGCAGCAGCUGCAGGCCAAAAACUUCGAGCUCAACUUGAAAACGUACCACGCGCUGCUGAAGAUGGCUGCCAAGUGUGCAGACCUUAGAAUGUGCCUCGAUGUGUUCAAGGAAAUCAUCCACAAAGGGCACGUGGUCACAGAGGAGACCUUCAGUUUCCUGCUCAUGGGCUGCAUCCAAGACAAGAAGACGGGCUUCCGGUACGCCCUCCAGGUGUGGCAGCUGAUGCUGAGUCUGGGGCUACAGCCGAGCCGAGACAGCUACAACCUGCUGUUGGUGGCAGCUCGGGACUGUGGCCUAGGGGACCCCCAGGUGGCCUCAGAGCUGCUUCUGAAGCCCAGGGAGGAGGCGACUGUGCUUCAGCCCCCAGUGAGCAGGCAGCGGCCAAGGAGGACAGCCCAGGCCAAGGCAGGCAACCUCAUGUCAGCCAUGCUGCACGUGGAGGCCCUGGAAAGGCAGCUGUUUCUGGAAACUUCUCAGGCACUUGGGCCUCCAGAGCCUCCGGAAGCCAGAGUGCCCGGCAAGGCCCAACCAGAGGUGGAUACCAAGGCAGAGCCCAGCCACACAGUGGCCCUCACCCCAGUGGCCCUGAAGCCACCUCCCGUGAAGCCGGAAGUCAACCUCCUGACCCCCAGGGCCGUUCCCACCACCGUGGUCUCCUUUGGAACAGUGACCACCCCAGCUGACCGGCUGGCCUUGAUAGGGGGCCUGGAGGGCUUCCUGAGCAAGAUGGCAGAGCACAGGCAGCAGCCCGACAUCAAGACCCUCACGCUACUGGCCGAGGUGGUGGAGUCCGGGAGUCCUGCAGAGUCCUUGCUGCUGGCUCUCCUGGACGAGCACCAGGUGGAGGCCGACCUGACAUUCUUUAACACGCUGGUGAGAAAGAAGAGCAAGCUCGGAGACCUGGAAGGGGCCAAGGCGCUGUUGCCGGUCCUGGCAAAGAGGGGCCUCGUCCCCAACCUACAGACAUUCUGCAACCUGGCCAUCGGGUGCCACAGGCCAAAGGACGGUCUACAGCUUCUCACAGACAUGAAGAAGUCCCAGGUGACCCCCAACACUCACAUCUACAGCGCUCUCAUCAACGCGGCCGUCAGGAAGCUGAACUACACCUAUCUCAUCAACAUCUUGAAGGACAUGAAGCAGAACAGGGUCCUGGUGAACGAAGUGGUCAUCCGCCAGCUGGAGUUUGCAGCCCAGUACCCUCCCACCUUUGACCGGUCUCGGAUCAUGUGCUCACGGACAGCCCUGGCCUUCCCUGUAUCAGGCCUCUGGAGGCAGAGGCUGUCUGCCGUGCUCAUCUGGGUCCAAAGCACCUGCACGUUGCCGGUACCAAGGGAAGAACACCUACCUGGAGAAGAUUGAUGGCUUCCGAGCCUAUUAUAAGCAGUGGCUGACAGUGAUGCCCGCAGAGGAAACGCCGCACCCCUGGCACAAGUUCCGGACCAAGCCCCAGGAGGACCAGGACACCGGCAAGGAGGCUGAUGUGGACGGAUGUGCCCUUGGGGGCAGGUGAUGGGAGCACAGCUGGAACAACGUGUUCGGCCCCCAGUGCUCUGUGGGAGCCCCAGGACAAGUGAGCUGGUGUCACCUCCUGCCUGGGGGAAGAGCCAGGCCCUGAGGAACAGCCGCAGCGUGUCACAGGUGUUGGUGUGAGGACACACGCUAGGCCCAAGGUGCCUGUGCUCCCGGCAGGUCCACGGGCAGCUCCAGCCACCUUCGCGUGUCACCUUCACGGAUCUUCCAGCUCCAGCUACCUUUGCGUGUCACCUCGCACACCACAAGGGGGCCGGGGCAUCUGGUCCUUGGGGCCUGGUGCUGCCCCACUGGGUUCCAUAGGACGAUGCUCUGAAAGAACAGACGUGGGGGCUCGAGAGGUUUAAUGAUUUUAUUUUUACAAAUCACAGCUGAUGGAUAGCGAAGCCUUCCCCAUAGAGACCAUGCUCCAACUCGGGCCUGGGGCACUGCUCGCUGCUCCCAUGAAGGGGGUGGCGUCACAGGCAGGAACCUGCGGAGUCCAGAGUCCAGGGUGGAGAGUGCCAGCCUCAGCCAGAGCAGCCACGGCAGCCACAGUGUGUGCACUCGAUGAUGCGGCCCUGCAACAGAGGAGGACGGUGAGACGAUGCCACUGCACCACGCUCGCCCCUGCAUGCCCACAUACGUGGCAACCCUCCCACGAAGGACCUGCCACCAUGCCAUAUAGGGACACACCUCAGAAACCCUUCCUUGACAGCUCUGGACAGGGAAAAUUGGCUCCCUCAUGAAGGUAGAAACGGCUGCGGUUGACACCGAGGUUACAUCUGCAUAUUUAUAAUAUGUUCUGCAAAUCCAACACAUGUUUGCCAAUCAAGAAAAAGAAAUCGGUGUGAA
This is a messenger RNA of Nomascus leucogenys (northern white-cheeked gibbon), 3243 nucleotides long. RefSeq names its product pentatricopeptide repeat domain 1 (gene PTCD1). Gene Ontology annotation, molecular function: tRNA binding; protein binding. Lineage: Eukaryota; Metazoa; Chordata; Mammalia; Primates; Hylobatidae. Gene Ontology annotation, biological process: tRNA 3'-end processing. The coding region runs from base 175 to 2238 and encodes 687 amino acids. The record is from RefSeq and is a predicted model, not a curated record. Gene Ontology annotation, cellular component: mitochondrial matrix. The transcript has 9 exons.